CGCGGGGGGGGGGCGUUGCUGGCAGAAGAAUUGGCCUGGAUUGGAGUGGGGGGGAGAGUGCGGUAGCAGCUUUUUCUGGGGUGUUCCUGUCAGAUAACAGGGAGGGACUGUUCUGUUGAAGGAGUCGAUGUGGGGUUGAAAGGAGCAAUGGGGGAGGUAGGAGUCCAUUCAUAAAUAGUGGGGGGGGGGAAUAGACGCUGUUUGAGGAUGGCAAUGAUCCUCAUCCACGAUCAGUUUGAUAUCGAGUCACCAUUAGUCAAUUUUCAGCUAAUCAAUAUCACUGUUGCCAUGCGAUUAGAAGGAGGGGCUGGCCUUGGGGUUGUCUGUGUGGAUGGGAUGGGAUGAAAGAAAUCCUCCUUAAAGAUGGAUUGUUGAAAGAUCUAAUUUGGAGAAAGAGAUGAAAGGUCAGCAUCAGUUUGGGAAGAGGCUGGAAUUGUUUGCACCCCUCCUUGAUAAAUUCUGGGGGCAGAGUGUAAAGUUCUUUUGUUGUGAGGAGGGUCUCCUUGCUGGGGGGAUGGGACAAGCAGCCCCCUCUAAAUUGUCAGACUUGGCGCUUAGCAUUACAGGGGAGAUGGAACAUCAGUCUUGUCUAGAGAAGUGCAUACUGAGGUCCAUUUUAUGACGAGGGACACGUAGGGCCUGUUAUCCGCUCUGGUAAUGACGGAGGCUCAAUUCUUCCCCCUUGCUUUGCAGGCUCCACAAUCCCACCACACCAUGCAAGUAGCCGAGGAUGCCUGCACACAUCUGGAGGAUGAGUUGCUCUUCUGUGAAGACUGCCGCCUUUAUUUCCGGGAUUCCUGCCCACAGCACGGACCCCCCACCUUCGUGGCGGACUCGCCAGUUCCAGAAAGGGCUCCAUCCCGGGCACUGAUAUCCCUGCCUGAGGGACUUGUGGUCAAGGAGCGCCCCCAAGGAGGCUUUGGGGUCUGGAGUGCCCUUCCAGCCCUGCCUCGUGGCUGCAUCUUUGGGCCCUUCGAGGGGGAAGUGGUCCGGGAGCAUGGCAACUGCACCCUUUAUUCCUGGGCGGUGCGGGACAAUGGCUCCUAUUUCUUUGUCGAUGCAUCUGAUGAUUCCAAAUCCAACUGGAUGAGAUAUGUGGCAUGCGCCUCCACUGAAGAAGAGCAGAACCUGACGGUUUUCCAAUACCGGGGGUACAUCUAUUACCGGGUCUGCCAAAACAUACCUGCCGAUACUGAGCUGCUAGUGUGGAUUGGAGAAGAAUAUGCCCGCACCUUGGGGUUGCGCUUGGGUGAGCACUUUAAGUAUGAAUUUGGCGAGAAGGAGCUGCUGAUGAAACUCUUCCAAGAGCUGCACCUCAAGACCCCAUCGUCGCCUCCAGCUCCCCACGCCCCUUCCUCGCGAACCCAGUAUCUGUGCGGAGAUGCCACUGCCUCUUCCCUGCUCCCUCUUCACAAGCCAGGCCUCCCGCCGGGAGGAAACGCCUUCCCUCUUCUGGAAGGGACACAGAACCUGGUCGGGUUGGGAAGGGCUCAAAGCCGCUACUGGACUUUCUUUGGGUUCCAGGGGGAUGCCUACGGCCGCAUUCUGGACAAGAGCAAGAUCAUCUGCAAGCUGUGCGGGGUCCGGCUGAGCUACAGCGGCAACACCACCAACUUGCGGCAACACCUCAUCUACAAGCACCGUUGCGAGUACAACCAGCUGGUCGGGACACAGACCACCGCCCUCGACAAAGGGGUCGCAGGGGCAGGAGAGUUUGGAAACCCCCGGCCUCCUGCCCCUGGCAGAACCACGCGGGCAGUGGCCGAUUUCAUUGUGCUGGACUUGAUGCCCGUGGAGGUGGUGGAAGGGGAAGGGUUUGGGCAGAUGCUGGGGGUCCUGGACCCCAACUACAAGCCCCCAGAUGCCACCUCCCUGGCGCACACCGUGCUCAAGGACAUGUACGGCCAGGUCAGGGGGAAAAUCUGGGAGCUGGUGCGGGUCUUGGCCCAGUGCUCCCUCAGCUUGGACGUGUGGCGCCACAGCAACACGCUCACCUACCUCACGCUCACCGUGCAUUAUGUAGACGACUGCUUCGAAGCCCGGGCCCGGGUCCUCUCCAGCCGCCCGGUCCCCGAGGAGCCGAGUGCCGAGAGCCUGGUGGAGGCUCUUGCUGAAGCGGUCAAGGAGUGGGGGGUGCGCGAGAGCACCUCGUACACCGUCGGAGGCCUCCACCCUGCCACCCAGCAGGCAGCUGCCGCGCUCGGCUGGACGGCCCUGCCUUGCAUAGGGCAGGCCUUGAGAGCAGCCAUGGAGGCUGUGCUGAGCCAGUCGGCCGCCCAGAGUGCAUUGGAGCGGCUCCGGCGCUUGGCCUCCUGGGCCUUGGCUGGGGCCGGCCGCCACGAGAAACUAUGGACUCAGGAGCCCCUCCUGCAAGCACACCUCAGCCGCUUCCUGAGAGAUGGGGGGAAGUGGCACAGCAUCUACGUGGUCCUGCAGGGCCUGCUGGAGCACAGUGAGCCUCUGGCAGGCCUCGGCCCAGACGGGGAGGUCACCCUGCGCCCUCAGGACUGGGCCGCCCUGCAGGAUACCGUCAAAGUCCUCAAGCCCAUGGCGAUUGCUACCUCAACGUUUACCAAAGAUCCCUUUUCCAGCCUGUCCCUCGUCAAGCCUGUGCUGACCAGCCUCUUGUACAAGCACUUGGUGGCUAGCGAGUGGGACUCGGCCCUCGCCCUCGAUGCCAAAGCAGCCGCCCAGAAGGAGCUGAGCCAGCACUUUUCCAACCCGGACGUCAACCAGGCCCUCAACCUGGCCUGCGCCCUGGACCCCCGCUUCCGCGGCCUCGACUUCCUGAGCCACUCCGACCGGGUGGAGACCCUCCACUUGCUCAAGACGGAAGCGUCGCGCCUCGCCGAAAUGCCCGCCGUGUUGACCUCCAGCCUGCCUGACGUGGCCUCACCGCCGCCGCCCGCCAAGCUGCCGAAGCAGGACGCGGGCAUUGAGUUCCUGCUGGGAGACCUGUGCAGCAUGCGCAGCGCCUCCGGCAUCAGCUCCGCGCAUCAGCAGGCCGAGCAGGAGACCGCCAGCUUCCAGACCAGCAAGGCGUCUGCCCUUGGCCAGGAGCCUCUGCAGUGGUGGAAGACCCACCACACCCAGUACCCGCUGCUGGCUCGGGCUGCCCGCAAGCUGCUUGGUGUGCCCGCCACCUCGGUGCCUGCUGGCUGGCUCUUCAGCAGUGCUGGCGACGCCAUCCAGACUAAGCGCCAAGCCCUGACCCCCGAGCAUGUCGACAUGUUGGUGUUCCUCCAUGGCAACCGAGCCAUGCUCUAUUAGGACCCAGAGGGGAGAGAGGGGAGGUCAGCAAGGCCUUCGCUUCCUUCCUUCAGCAGAAUCUGAGGUCCCUUCCCAAACAAGGGUUUGAAAAAGGUGGGGAAAGUGCUUCCAAAUCUCCUCUCCCGACCUCCCUUUUGCCAGAGGCGCAAAUCACACUGACCCUCCCUGAGGGAGAGGCAUGGUCUGUGCUGUGUGUAUAGGAGAGAGGAGUGGGAAGAAAGAAGCAGGACAAACCAUUCUGUGUGUAUGGGGGUGUGCAACUGUUCAUGAGAGGAAAAUAAUCAGGAGUAAAAGAUACCGCUAUAGUAGUCAUAUUGGGAGAAUAGGAAUAGUCCAUUUUGUGGAGGGGGGGAAUUCUGAGGACAGAAAUAGCUCAUGAGGAACACAUGAAAGAGGAGGGAGGGCUAAAGUACAGGAAUAUUCCAAGUGUGCAAGUUGGGGGGGGGGAGCAGAUAUGAGGAAGUAUUAAUAUAAAAUGAUGUAUGUCACUUUUUGGUGCCCAAGGUAUAUUGCAGUCCUUUUCUUAUUAUUUGGUUCAGAUUAGAGACACACGGCACAGGAUAGGAAUGGCCCAUUACAGGGAAGGAGGGAUGGAGGGAGCAUUUGAGGACAGGAAUGGCCCAUUGUAAAGCAGGGAAGAACACAGCAGAGGUGGAGCUGGAAUAUUCCAUGUGUGCAGAGAACAUGUGGAGCUCUAACUACAGAAGAAUCCAGGGAGGAAAACCAGGGCUUGUGGGUGGUAGGAUGGAGACAACUAGAAUCAAAAGGUGGGAAGCCACUUCAAGACAGGAGUAGCUCGUGUACAAGAGAAAAAGGAGACCAUGACGUAGAAUAUUCCAAAUGAUUUGGAUUGCAAUUACCCAGUAUAUUGGGUGGGGUGUAUGAAAGUGGAGGCUUGGGAGGGUUUGGAGGGUGAUGCAUAUUCUUCAAAGUUAAGUGUUCUGGUCUCCCACCAUCCUGGAAAAUUAAACUUCAGGGGCAAAUGUUUUCUGUGGAUGGGAGUGUUAGUGGUUUAGCAUUUUAAGGAACAUUUAGGCAGAGGUUUAAGCAGUUGAUAUGCAGACCAUGUAGGGUUGCCAACAUUUCAUUACCAGGACACAAGUUUGUGGGGGCUGGGUGGGAUGGGAGGUGUAUGCAGUGGUAAUCAAGAGCCUGAGUAUCACUGACAUAUAUGUAAGUGAGUUAUAUGCUAUUGAAUAAAUGAGGGUGAAAUGCUGUCCCUAUAGGGACCAACACUUCAUCCCUGAAAUGAGGGACAUCCUGCGUCAUGAGGGACAGUUGGCAACCCUAAGACCAUGGACACACAGAUCAUACCUUUCAUUUCUUUUUCCUGCAGGGAAGGGCAUAUUAGAGAACAUACUGCUUGAGAAACCUACUCCCCUGAUAUCAAUCCCAUGUACUAUGAGUUCUGUGACAGUAUCUGCCUUCUUUUCUUUCCCUCCCCUGCCUAAACAAAAAAAAAAACCAAACAAACCUCUCUUCGUUCUCAAAAAGAAAAUAUUAGGAAACAUUGUUUUAAAAAAAACAAAACACCUGUCCUCUUUGGAAUCUCUGAUAUCCACUGCCUGUCUUUCUGCUGGGGCAGUAAAUUGUCACACAUGCGCACACACCAAAAAGAAAAAAAAGCCAAAGAACGUAUUAUCCAUUCUCCCCCGCCCCUUCACUAUUCUUUCCCCAGAGCCCCCUGUUCCUUCAUAUACACACCUCUUCUCCUUCCACCCCCACGUUUGCAUGUCAUUGAAAUGUCCAAACUUGUAAUGAAAAAAAUGAAAAUGUGAAUACACAGGUUUCUAUGAUGAUCAUUCCAUCACAUCUUUCAGAGGGGAGGGGGCUGUGGGGGCAAGUUAGAAGCCAUAUCCCCCUCCCCUGCAACCUGGGAACAAGUUUUUAAAAAAAAUUCAAAAUGAAUGCUUCAAUGAGAAAAAUAAAAGGUGCUUUAUUUUGAAACAAGUUCUGAUUUUACUAA
Messenger RNA from Hemicordylus capensis (graceful crag lizard), 5236 nucleotides. Its product is annotated as E3 SUMO-protein ligase ZBED1-like. Lineage: Eukaryota; Metazoa; Chordata; Lepidosauria; Squamata; Cordylidae. The transcript is spliced from 5 exons. Gene Ontology annotation, molecular function: DNA binding; protein dimerization activity. The record is from RefSeq and is a predicted model, not a curated record. The coding region runs from base 658 to 3270 and encodes 870 amino acids.